AUGGGAGAUCACUCUCAUUCUGAUCGUCGUCGUCGUCGUCAUGAUCAUGAGGACGAUCAUGAUCAAGAUCGAGAUGAAGACCACAAUCACGAUCGUCAUCGUUCGAAUACGUCUGGCAUUAUUGGCUUGUCAUGCAAAGCAUACAAAUCUAUUGUUAAUAAAUGGUGUUCUGAUAAAAAUUCUCCAAAGAAAGAGGAAGGCAAGAUCAAAGAUCAUGAUGAUUCUUCCAAGAAAGGUAAUAAGAAGGAACAAGAAGAUAAAUCGAAAAAAGGUGAGAAACAUUCAAAAAGAGAGAAACAAAAUAGGCUAAGUGCGGACGAGAGCAUGUUUUCUCGUCAAUUUUCGUUUCUUUCGAAGAGUUCGAGUAGGAGGAGCCACACACCUACACCUGUACCGACCUAUUUGUCAAAGAGUUCGAUCCGGACAUCUAAUAGCCCUUCGAGAUUCUCGCUUUCGAGAACUUUUAGUAAAAAGGGUCGAGACGAAGAUGAAACACCACAAAAACAACAACAGAAGAGAAGUGUUAGUGCCAAUCGAGCUUCCACUCUUUCGAGAAGUUUAAGCCGAAAAGGCAAUUCAGAAACCGAAAAACCUAACCUUUCGAGAAGUACAAGCCAAAGGAGCACCACUCCUAUUAUAUUCUCACACUCCAUUGCUCGGAGAAAACCUUUGCCAGUCGAAAAAACACUUGAAUGCACCUUGGAGGAGCUCUGUCAUGGAGGGCUAAAAAAGAUCAACAUCGUAAAAGAUGUCAUCUCUGAAGAAAGAAUGAUAGUCAAGCAAGAGGAGACACUAACAAUUAACGUCAAGCCGGGAUGGACCAAAGGGACGAAGGUUACCUUCGAAGGCAAAGGCGAUGAGAAACCGGGUUACCUUCCGGCCGACAUCAUCUUCACGAUUCAAGAGAAGAGGCACGAGCUAUUCAAGCGAACCGGCGACGAUCUGGAGAUAGUCGUCGAGAUCCCGUUGGUUAAGGCCUUGACGGGCUGUUCCUUGUCCGUUCCGUUGCUCGGAGGUGAAACGAUGAGCAUACACGUCAGUGAGGUCAUAUAUCCGGGAUACGAAAAAGUGAUUCAUGGCCAAGGGAUGCCUAACGUUAAAGGAGACAAACGAGGUGACUUGAGGAUUACGUUUCUCGUUAAGUUUCCGGCGGAACUCUCCGACGAACAGAGAUCGGAGACGUGUAGUAUAUUGGAAGGUUGUUGUUGAGAGGUAAAUCAAUUAAUUAUUUUUUUGUAUGAUUUUCAAGUGAUUUUAGUGUCUUUUUGGCUCA
Molecule: messenger RNA, 1273 nt
Organism: Gossypium raimondii (Peruvian cotton)
Lineage: Eukaryota; Viridiplantae; Streptophyta; Magnoliopsida; Malvales; Malvaceae
Exons: 3
Coding region: 1-1209 (402 amino acids)
Cellular component (GO): cytosol
Molecular function (GO): protein-folding chaperone binding
Source: RefSeq, a predicted model, not a curated record